Labeo rohita (rohu) is the source of this 3623-nucleotide messenger RNA. Its product is annotated as protein NLRC3. The record is from RefSeq and is a predicted model, not a curated record. The coding region runs from base 211 to 3297 and encodes 1028 amino acids. NCBI's taxonomy places the organism in Eukaryota, Metazoa, Chordata, Actinopteri, Cypriniformes, Cyprinidae. The transcript is spliced from 10 exons. Gene Ontology annotation, molecular function: protein binding.
UUUUUUUUUGAAAAACUGAUCAUCAAACUGUUUUUAUUAUUUGCUGAUGUUGGAAUUUACAUGUACAUAAUAGGAAACCAACAACACUUUGAAAACUUGUCUAGUAGCCGAACAUUUUGAUCAAAGCAAGUCUUCUGGUGUGGAGCACAAAGGCACUUCCUUAUUAAUACAUCUUUAUCAGUGGUGGAGAUCAAACUGUUCAGAUGCAUCAUGGAUAAAACACAAACAUCUGGAGAAGUUUUUUUUCCAGGAUGCAGUCCAGUUCAUCAGAAGAGAUCAGAAGCAGAGCCCAGCUGUGUGUCUAUGAAGAGUGACAGGUCUAUGAAACACCCAACAAUGUUUAACAGUGGAGAUUCAGAGUCUGGUUUCAGUUCAGUUCAUCAUAAGAGAUCAGAAGCAGAGCCCAGCUGUGUGUCUAUGAAGAGUGACUGGUCUAUGAACCCUCCAGAAAUGUUUAACAGUGGAGAUUCACAGUCUGGUCUCAGUCCAGUUCAUCGUAAGGGAUCAGAAGCAGAACCUAGCUGUGUGUCUAUAAAGAGUGAUGGGUCUGUAGCUCAGCCGGUAAAGUUUAAUAGUGGAAAUGCACAGCCUGGUCUCAGCCAUGAAGUCCUCAACACAUUUAGAUCAAAUCUGAUGAAGAAAUUUGAGUGUCUGUAUGAAGGAACAGCAAUGCAGGGAAACCCAACACUGCUGAAUGAGAUCUACACAGAGCUCUACAUCACAGAGAGUGAGAGUGGAGAGGUCAUUAAUGAGCAUGAGGUGAGACAGAUUGAGACACAAUCUAGGAGAGCAGCAACAGAGGACACACCGAUCAAAUGCAGUGACAUCUUUAGACCUUUACCCGGACAAGACAAACCCAUCAGAACUGUGCUGACAAAGGGAGUUGCUGGCAUUGGAAAAACAGUCUCUGUGCAGAAGUUCAUCCUGGACUGGACUGAAGGGAAAGAGAAUCAGGACAUCCAGCUCAUAUUUCCACUUCCUUUCAGAGAAAUUAAUUUGAUGAAGGGCAAAAAACUCAGUCUUUCAGAUCUUCUUAAUAUUUUUUUCCUGGAAACACAAGAAAUGAAAAUACCCUGUGAUGAAUAUAAACUAUUGUUUAUCUUUGAUGGUCUGGAUGAGUGUCGUCUGUGCCUGGACUUUAAGAGCAAAGUAAAACUGUGCAAUAUAUUUCAAUCAGCCUCAGUGGACGUGCUACUGAUGAACCUCAUUGUGGGGAAUCUGCUUCCCUCUGCUCUCAUCUGGAUCACCUCCAGACCAGCAGCAGCUGAUCUCAUUCCCUCUGAGUGUGUCCAUCGAGUGACAGAGGUACGAGGCUUCAAUGAUCCACAGAAGGAGGAAUACUUCAGGAAGAGAAUCAGUGAAAAGAGACUGGCUAAAAAAAUCAUCUCACACCUGAAGUCAUCAAGGAGCCUCUACAUCAUGUGUCACAUGCCAGUGUUCUGCUGGAUCUCAGCCACUGUUUUAGAGAAGAUGUUAAGUCAAGCAGAGAGUGGAGAGAUUCCCAAGACUCUCACUCAAAUGUACACACACUUCCUGAUCCUUCAGACCAACAUCAAAAAUGAGAAGGACUAUGAGAAGAAUGUGAAGGAUAAAGACAUGAUCCUCAAACUGGGGAAACUGUCUUUUCAGCAGCUUGUGAAAGGCAACCUGAUCUUCUAUGAUGAAGACUUGAAAGAGUGUGGCAUUGAUGUGAGAGAAGCAUCAGUGUACUCAGGAUUAUGCACUCAGAUCUUCAGAGAGGAGUUGGGCUUGUAUCAGGGUAAAGUCUUCUGCUUUGUUCAUCUGAGCCUUCAAGAACAUCUAGCAGCACUAUAUGUGCACCUCUCCUGUACAAACAAGAAAACAAAUGUAUUUGACCAAAACAAACAAAGUCUGUUGUCUUGGAUUUUUAACCAGAAGAAAUAUAAUUCAUUAUCUGAGGUGCAUCAGAGAGCUGUGAAUGAGGCUUUACAGAGCAAGAAUGGACAUCUGGAUCUUUUCCUGCGUUUCUUUUUGGGUCUCUCAGUGAAGUCCAAUCAGACCCUCUUACAAAAACUACUGACACAGACAGGAAGCUGCUCCUAUAAAAAAGAGGAAACACUUCAAUACAUCACACAGAAGAUCAGAGAGAAUCACUCUUCAGAAAAAUCCAUCAAUCUGUUUCACUGUCUGAAUGAACUGGGUGAUGAUUCACUGAUGCAGGAGAUCCAAGAUUAUCUGAAAUCUGGAAAAAUAAGAGAAACCAAACUCUCCUCUUCACAGUGGUCAGCUCUGGUUUAUGUGUUGCUGACAUCAGAGCAGAAGAUGGAUGUUUUUGAUCUAAAACAGUUUAUUGGAAAACAGCAUACAACAAAUGAAGUUCUUCAGUAUUUGUUACCUGUGGUUAAAGAAUCCAGAUCAGUUUGGUUUUGUGGAUGUAAUCUCACUGCUCAGUCUUGUGGGAGUUUAUCAACAGUUUUACAAUCCUCAAACUCUGUCCUGAGAGACCUGGACAUGAGUAACAAUGACCUGCAGGAUUCUGGAGUGAAGCUUCUUUCUGAUGGACUACAGAGUCCAAACUGUCAGCUGGAGAUUCUGAGAUUGUCUGGCUGUAUGGUGACAGAGAAAGGCUGUCGUUAUGUGUUUUCAGCUCUGAGUUCAAACCCCUCACACCUGAGAGAGCUGGAUCUGAGCUACAAUCACCCAGGAGAUUCAGGAGUCAAACUACUCACUGAAAAACUGCUGGAUUCAUCCUGCUCACUGGACAAACUGAAUGUGGAUCAUGGAGGAAAAUCCAGGAUUACAGCAGGACUGAAGAAAUAUGCCUGUUUUCUCACACUGGAUCCAAACACAGCAAACACUGAACUCAUUCUGUCAGAAGAGAAAAGAAAGGUGACAUUUGGGUAUCAGUCGUAUCCUGAUCAUCCAGACAGAUUUGAUGUGUAUCCUCAGGUGUUGUGUAGAGAGAGUGUGUGUGGACGCUGUUACUGGGAGAUUGAGUGGAGUGGAGAUUAUUUUGUGUGUAUAUCAGUGUCAUAUAAGGUCAUCAGCAGAAAGGGACUGGGUGUUGAGUGUGUGUUUGGACAUAAUGAUCAGUCCUGGAGUUUGAUCUGCUAUCCUGACAGAUACUCAUUCAGACACAAUAACAUACAGACUGAUCUCCUUGUGAAGUCCAUCAGUCAUAGAAUAGGAGUGUAUGUGGAUGUGAGUGCAGGAACUCUGUCCUUCUACAGCGUCUCUGACACAAUGAGUCUCAUCCACACAGAACAGACCACAUUCACUCAGCCGCUCUAUCCUGGGUUUACUGUUUGGUCUGGAUCAUCAGUGAAACUGUGUUGAUGAAUGAGAAUAGACUGAUGAGAGAUUCUACCCAUAAUGCUUUGAGCUGAUGAUGAAUCAGUAAUAGGGAGAUGUUAUUGAGUCUCUUCAUGACAUUAAUACUGCAGAUCAACUUCUGUCACUCAAAUAACAAUAAAUGUGUCAGAAAUCCCCAUAUAGACAGAAACAUCAGUGUGUGAAUCUGUUUUUAUUAUCGUGUCUCAUCAGUCAUUUGUUUUAUUACUGUCAAAAUGUAAAAUUGUCACAAUCAUGAUUGAUGAAGAAGAUGUCAUUAAUUUCUCUCUAUUGUUUUUGUACAGAAAUAAUAAAACACAAUGACAAAUCAA